UGUUGGUGUUAAGCAGAGCUAGUUCCAAACACUCCCUGCUUUGUGCUUUUUAAACGUGUGACCUGUAACUCACCUCUUUAAACAUUACCGUGUUUUAGGAGAACACCUAGCCUGAAGCUAUAGAAGGAUUUUAACCCACCCGGUUCCAUGGCAACAGCUCUAUUGCAUUUUUUUUUUUUAUUAAUUUACUGACCAGCAGCGUUUAGUUUGAGGCCGGCGCCUGAGCAGCUCCUGCUGUGUGUGGGGAGCCGUGCCGCUGAUUGUCUGAACGUCUCCACCACCUGGAAGCUUCUCUUUGUCCUGUUUGUAAAGGACGAGGCUGAGAGUCACAGAUGAAACGUCUGGCCUGAACUGAAAGACCUCGUCAACAUGAAGACGGACGUCACCUACAACCAGAUGGUGGAUGCUGACAGCAGGAGGCAGGGAUGCUCCCGGAGAGCCCGGCUGGACUCCAGGUGUUGGAUCGCUCUGGCCUCCCUGGCCUGUGUGCUCGUUGCUGCCGUGCUCCUCUACAGAUUCCUGACCCCACCGGCCUCCUCCGACCAUCCGGCCUCCGUCGCCAGCCGCAUCGGGGAGAAGCUGGAGUCCUGCUCAGACCCCUGCAGGAUCGUUCUGGUGGAGAGCAUCCCCGAGGGGCUGGAGUUUAACUCCACCAGCAACCCCUCCAUCUUCCAGGCGUGGAGCCGUCUGAUGAGCGAGGCGCGCAGCAGCGUGGACAUCGCCUCCUUUUACUGGACGCUGACCAACGAGGACACGGGCACCCAUGAACCCACAGCCUCUCAGGGAGAGGAAGUUUUGAAGAAACUGGCCGAACUCUCAGGGAAGCUUGAUGUUCGGAUUGCAGUCAACUUGAAGGACGAUAAACCACAAGCUGACCUCACACUGCUCAGAGAUUCAGGAGCCUCCAUCCGGACCGUUGACAUGAGGGCGCUCACCUCGGGGGUUCUUCACACCAAGUUCUGGGUCGUAGACAAGAAGCACAUUUACAUCGGCAGCGCCAACAUGGACUGGAGGUCCCUCACGCAGGUGAAGGAGCUGGGCGCUGUCGUCUACAACUGCAGCUGUUUGGCCGCAGAUCUGGAGAAGAUCUUUGAAGCGUAUUGGUUGGUAGGAGAGAGCGAGUCCAUCCCGUCCCCGUGGCCGUCCAGCUUCUCCACCCUGUACAACAAGGACACGCCUCUUCAGCUCCCGCUCAACAGCACGCCCUCCAGCGUCUAUCUCUCGAGUUCUCCGCCGUCCUUCUGCGCCGCCGGCAGGACUCCAGACCUCCAGUCCAUUCUCAGCGUGAUGGACGACGCAGAGAAGUUCAUCUACAUCGCUGUCAUGAACUACCUGCCCACGACGGAGUUCACGCAUCCUAAAAGGUACUGGGCGGACAUCGACACGCAGCUGCGGCGAUUGGCGUUCGAGAAAAAGGUCAGAGUGCGUCUGCUGAUCAGCUGCUGGCCCAACUCUCCGCUCGUCAUGUUUCCCUUCCUGAAGUCUCUGGCUUCGGUUCACGACUCCAAAAACAAGCUGGACAUCCAGGUGAGGCUGUUUGUGGUUCCCUCCGACCCGAGGCAGAAACAGAUUCCCUACGCCAGAGUGAACCACAACAAGUACAUGGUGACUGACAAAGUGGCAUACAUAGGGACGUCUAACUGGUCGGGCGACUAUUUUCUGAACACGGCCGGUUCGGCGCUGGUCGUGAACCAGACGGGUUCCCAGUCAGCGGACCCGACCGUCCAGUCCCAGCUGAAGGCCGUCUUUGAUCGGGACUGGCACUCGGCCUACAGCACUCCUGUCACCCACAGUUCAAACCUCAAACACCUCUGUUAGUUUCUCCAGCCAGCGUUACACUUUCACAUCAGCGCUCAUUUGCACAUGUGUGGCGCUCGGAUUCAUCCCGCGUUCUGCACCUGGGUGGGGAGCUACGGUUCUAACGGGGAACCCGGUGAGGUGAAAGCAUCUUCACUCCAUGACGUUUGUUGUUAUCCACAUGUUGUCACGUCACGCCUACAAACUUCAAUGUGUUUCAGCCGUGGUUUAUGUGACAGACCAACACAAAGCACAGCAGAAAUGUGAAAGGAAACAAAACUAGACAUAGUUUCUAUAGACUGACACCAUUACCUAUCCUUCCUUUUAAAAGCAGCACAAACUCCCUCAGAUUAGCUGAUAAUCUGAAUAUCAGUCGUGCCCACAGAUUCUCAGGUCUGCUCCUACAUUUUUAUCAGCUCUGACGGGAUUCCCAGUCUUUCCUUCUGGACAGCCUCCCCACAGCAUGAUGCUGCCACCACCCUGUUUCUCAGUGAGACUGGUGUGUUCAGGGUGACACGCAGAGUUCGUUUUUCUGGGUUUUCCCCACAUAGGCCAGAAGGACAGUCAUGCUUUGUUGCCUUAAACGGAACCAGAACUUUCUCCCUGACCUGUGUGCCGGGUCCCCUGGUCUUCGUGAAGCUGCUUGUUCUCUAAUGAACCUCUGAGGCCUUCACAGAACAGCCGCAGUAACGCUCUGGACUCUGUUCACAGGUUGUGUGACUACUCAGGUGGUUGGAGCGGUAAACUGUGUUUCGUGUGCUGCUCUGUUACAUACGAUCCAUGGAAAACACAUUGAAGUUUAUCAAGUGACAAAAUAUGAGAAGUUGGAGUAUAAAUACUUUGGUGGGGUGAAGUUACAAACGUAAAGCGGGUUUCCUUGUUCACUACGCAGCUUUACUGCCAAACGCCUCGUUUCCCCUGUGGAAUAAUGUGCUUUCAAUCCACAGCAAAGCCUUCUGUACAAAACAAUUUGUAGCAUUUUUCUCUUUUAGUAAAUAGACACUGAUAUUUUGAACCCAGUCGGGAUGUGCAGCAGCAGCCUGGUAAGUUAGCAAAGCACAGACAUGCUGUUAGCCGGAUUCGGUACGGUAGUUCUUGGGACUGUAGUGGCUGUUGUUCUGCAGCUUUGCUAACUUCAGCCUCUGUGGGAGUUUUACAUCCCAGUUCAACUCAGGGAUUAAAUUCAGAGACUUUUCCUUUAUCGUUAGCUCUAACGAGGUGAAAAUGAGCACUAUUAUCGCAUUAUUGCCUGAGCUGCUGCUCUGUUCUUGUACUGUGUACUGGGCGUUUUAAGCCCACCUUCAAUAAUCUUGCAGGGGAUGUAGUAGUUAAAUAACAUUAAUCUGGUCUCCACUGAUCAGAACAAGGGUCUCAAAGUCCAGUCCUGGAAGUCAGGUGUCCCGUAGCUAAUAGAUGGGUUUAAGUUACCCGAGUCAAAUAUCACGUCACCAGGACUCUUUAGAACCCGCUGAGGUAAAUCAGAUGUUCAGCUCAUGGGUGUUGGACCUGAGACGUCCAGGACUGGAGGCUGACACCCUUGUUGUCGAGUGAUUAAAAAGCAGCAAAUCAACAUGUUUUCAGGGAGUCCUGGAAUAAGCAUAAUUACCUGCAGCAGUGUUAUUGUGUGCAGCCUUCAUCAUUCAUUGUCAAUAAAUCAUUUUCAAUAAAAGCUUCAAAGUAA
Molecule: messenger RNA, 3478 nt
Organism: Fundulus heteroclitus (mummichog)
Lineage: Eukaryota; Metazoa; Chordata; Actinopteri; Cyprinodontiformes; Fundulidae
Gene: pld3
Product: phospholipase D family, member 3
Exons: 13
Coding region: 370-1818 (482 amino acids)
Molecular function (GO): catalytic activity
Source: RefSeq, a predicted model, not a curated record